Notothenia coriiceps (black rockcod) is the source of this 1775-nucleotide messenger RNA. Its product is annotated as cyclic AMP-responsive element-binding protein 3-like protein 3-A. The record is from RefSeq and is a predicted model, not a curated record. Gene Ontology annotation, biological process: regulation of transcription by RNA polymerase II. The transcript is spliced from 6 exons. Bases 116 to 616 code for a protein of 166 amino acids. Lineage: Eukaryota; Metazoa; Chordata; Actinopteri; Perciformes; Nototheniidae. Gene Ontology annotation, molecular function: RNA polymerase II cis-regulatory region sequence-specific DNA binding; DNA-binding transcription factor activity, RNA polymerase II-specific. Gene Ontology annotation, cellular component: nucleus.
CAUGCAUUAGUCAAAAUCUAAAUCUGUACAACGUUUGAAAACCUCUGCCAGUUUCUCCCGAGCUUCCCCUCACUUACUCGUUCGUCUUUAUUCUCUCUUAUCCCUAUCUACCCAUAUGUUUCAUCACCCUGACAAGUUUGAAGAGAAGAUUUUGAAGAAAAUCCGUCGGAAGAUCCGCAACAAGCGCUCAGCUCAAGAGAGUCGGAAGAAGAAGAGGGAAUAUGUUGAUAGUCUGGAGGGAAGGAUGUCCGCAUGUAGUGCUCACAACCUCAAGCUGCAGAGAAAGAUCCAGCAGUUGGAGGACACCAACAGCUGGCAGAGUGCCCGUGAUCUGCUGGAGCAGCUCAGCCGCCUGCAGGCUCUCGUUCCUAACGGCUCCGGCAAAACACACAGAGGGACCUGCAUCCUGGUUUUGCUCCUGUCCUUCUCCCUCCUCAUUUCUGCAAAUCUUCAACCAGACCCCUACAGUCAACCAAGCCAAGGAGAGUACACACAAACCAAAGUUCCGUCCCGCAACCUGCAGUCAAUGGGUGAAGGGCGGGGAGUCCCACCUGUUUCUCUCUUCUCCGUCUCCAGGGGCAUUGAGGCCCUGUGCCGGAUGAUGGAGAAACUCUGACGCUGAACACAUCCCCCCAUGAUCAGAAGCAUGGGAAAAAUCACUGAUCUACACGGGACCCCCAGGGGGGAAGACGAGUAAUAGGAAAGCAGACUUGCUUGCAUGCAGAGCAUCCAGAUGAGCAGUCUGAAUAAUUUUCAGCGUCCAUUUCCCACUGCAGAGACUGAAUUAAGUGUUAUGGUGCGCUUGCCAUCUGCUCCAAAACACAAGUAGCUAGUUAAAAGAUUUAACUGAAAUUCACCCUCUCACUCAGAUUGAGGUCGGCCAGGAGGUCAUCUAAACAUUUCUAAUUCUUCAUUAUGCUUUGGAAAAUGGAGCCUAGUGGAGUAUGUAUUAUAUACAUGAUACUGCAAAAAUGUAUGACAUUUUAAACAACACAAUUGUGUACUACUACUACUGUAUUUGAAUACUUACUUUGAAUGUACAUGUUGAAACGGUUUAUCAGAAAUUAUUUGCAUUUUGUAACGCUUCAGUGCAAUGCUGACAAAGCACAAGAGAAUUAAAAGUUUACUGAAAUACAUUGUUUGAGCCCCAAAAGGGGAAUGUGCCAUAUGUCCAAUUUUUAAGACAUUUGAAUCCCAAAAAUAAUGACGGAAAUGUGGAAAAAAUGACAUGUCAUCAACCAAUUAAUUAGAUGAUGAGCAAAAGCUGCUCGAUGAGUUUAAUACACACAUAAUAGUAAGAUUUACCUUCGUGCCAGCUUUUAAUUAGGGAAAGUUUACUUGAGUUUCUUUUAAAUAGUGAAUAUAACAUCACAAUUUUAGAGUUGAAUUCUUUGUUGUUAUUAUACAAGUAUAAUUAUUGGCUGUUGCCUGUUACAUAGAGUCCAUUCAUUAGGACAACACUUCACUGGUUAUUCUUGUGCCUCACACAAUGUUCUCUGCCCAUGGACAGAACAUACACGUUUGAUCUCAUCUCAGUUUCUGUCCAAAACAUCACAAUUCAGACAGACAUCUGUGUCUAGUUUACAGGAUCGUCUGGGUAGGAUCUCAGCUGUACCUCGACUACAACAUUUGCAUCAAACAAAAAGAUAACUGGAUUCAGCUAUUUGUGCAUUUUUAAGGGCCUAAUGGUUAAAUAAGGGCUUAAGUGUUUGUACUGUGAAGAUGAUUAUUUAUAUUUAAAAAAUCUACUUGUUUACAGAUGUCUAAUGUUUAAU